CGCGGAGCACUUCACACGUUUUAGUCAAAUAUAAUUAUAAUUUUAGGCUUUUAGUCAAAAGGCUUUUAGUCGAUGCAAUAGUGUUAUUAUUUUCAGAAUAAUCCACUAAACCUUCCUUUUUCCUUUAAACUCGCACCACGAUUCCGUAGAAGGUAUUUUUGGUCGUAAAUCUGCAUUAUUUGGUCAAAUGUGGUCAUAAAUAAACUUUAUGUGACUACAGACGUUGUAUAUUUUCACAAACCAAUGCUUACAUAAUGAAAGGAUUAAUAAAGUACUCUAAAAUAGGUAAACGUUUUUAUCGACAUAGCAAAAGGCGGCAAAUCUUUUGUGUACCUAACAUACAGUGCUGUACUCUAGCGGGAUAAAUGUGCUAUUUAUGUGUAAUGGGUAGGUAUUUUGUGUGUCGUGUCAGCGGCAGCUGCGGCGGUGAAAACAUGGGAGCGAUUUACUGUGAAAUUCAAACAGCCGAUAGCCUUGUAGAAAACAAGACAAGCAUGUUUAGUUAUGUAUUUAAUUAAAAUCCAGCUCAUAUGAAGCUAAAUUGUUACAUAUGCUAAUGAAAGCUAAUCCCUUUACUAAAACAAAUAAUGGCGUCGAAUUCCAAAAUAAAAAAUGAAAGUAUUUGUAGAACUUGUAUGGGAAGAGAAGAAUUACUUUCGUUGUAUGAAAUCAUGUAUGACACCAUGACACUGGACUUAGUAAUUUCUGCAGUUACAGGAGUCAAGAUUGAACAAGGAGAUGGGCUGCCAUCAACUAUUUGUCUGAACUGUAAGGAACAAGCCACUACAGCUUUUGAUUUCAGAAGAAAGUCUCAAAAUGCAGAUAUUGCAUUAAGAGGUUUAUUUAAGGAAAAUGGUACUGCAUUGAAGCGUGAUGACACUUUUGAGCAUUGUGAGCAGAUAAAAACUGAGCUGAACUUGGUGGAUGAACAGGACCAUUGUCUGGAUGAAUGGGUCACUCUAGAUGGCUUGGAAGAUAUGGCCAUUGUCAAAAGCGAGAAUGACUCUCAAUAUGAAUGCAAAAGUUGCACAGCUAUUUUUGAAUCCUUCAAAAAGUACCAAGAGCAUUUAGGAAAAAAAUGUGUAAAAGUGGAGAUUGAUGAUUCUAGUAAUAAUUACUGUCCGCUUUGUUGUACAUACUAUUAUGAUGCUGUUAAACUGACAAAGCAUAUGUGGGACUGUCAUACUGAGCUGAUGGGUCCAAAGAAACGAGGAAGGCCUAAAAAACUGAUGGCUGGUACUUUACUCAGCAAAUUGACUGAAAAUGGAUUUCAUUUAAAAUCUGUUCAGGUGAAAAAAUAUAGUUGUACAUUUUGUAAUGAAGACUUUAAAACCAAAGAAGAAAUUCAUACUCAUGUAAUGAAACAUAAAGAUAAGCUGUUGUUUUGUCUUUUUUGUAAAAGGACUUAUCUUAAAAAGAAAUAUUUUGACAAACACAUGUGUAUUGUAAAUAAAAAUAUGCAAAACAAGGAUUAUGACCAGGACAAAUCCAAACAAGAUUUUUUAAGUGAAAUCACUCUACAAGAAUUUCUAGGGCCAUGUGACGCCGAGGAAAAUGAUUCUGUACUACAAGCAUGUCCAGUGUGCACAGAACUGUUUCAUUCAGAGGAACAACUUGCUGACCAUAAUGACAAUGAGCAUCCUGAACUUUCUCUAAGAUGUAAUCUGUGCUCAAAGAUUUUUGCCACAGUGAAAUCUGCGAGCCGUCAUAGAAAUCUUUGCAAGCAAGUCGAACGGAAGUUCAGAUGUAGCACUUGCGGCCUUAAGUUUGCUUAUGAAUUAUCACUCAACAAACAUAUACUUCGAUAUCAUGAAGGUCAAAGUGUAUCGGUUACUUUUAUAGAAACUGAUUCCAAGGAAACUAUACAAUAUCAAUGUGAUAAUUGUAAUAAAGUUUUUGGCAGAAAAGAGGCACUUAUCAGACAUUCAAAAAUACAUUCCGAAAAAGUCUAUGAAUGUGAUGUGUGUCAAAAGAAAUUUAACAGAAGUGAUAAUUUAAGGUCUCACAAACGGAUACACGAGCCUCGAGACAAGACAAAGAUCACCACCUGUCUCUGUUUGUACUGCGGUCGAAGUUUUAAUAAUUCAUCAAAUCUCAUCGUGCACAUGCGCCGACAUACAGGGGAGAAGCCAUACAAAUGCGACUUUUGUGGCAAAGGAUUUCCUAGAUCUUCAGACCUGCAGUGUCACAGAAGAUCACAUACUGGGGAAAAACCUUGCAUCUGUGGUGUGUGCGGUAAAGGGUUUUCACGAAGCAACAAAUUGUCUCGUCACAUGCGGGUCCACACUGGCGUCAAGCCAUACAAAUGCACUUACUGUGGGAAAGCCUUCUCGCAAAGCAACGAUCUCACAUUGCAUGUCAGGAGACACACGGGUGACAAACCAUAUAUAUGUGAAAUUUGCGGUGACAGGUUCAUUCAAGGCACUGCGCUGCACAACCACAGACGUACUCACGGACAUUUCCCAGCGUCAACGUCGGACGCGCACCUGCCUCCUAUCACGUAUACUGUUCAGCGCAUAAAUUCACAGGAAUAAUAAAAGCUAUUUCAUCAGUUCUAAUAGUUGCUACAUUAGUCUUUGUAUAUAUUUUAAUCAUACGCAGAUAUAUUUUUAUAUACCUAAAUUGUAUACAUUUUACUCAUUUUAUUUAUUUUUAACUCUGUUUUACUUUUGGGAAAAAAUAGUUUUUACAUAGUUAUUGGUAUGCAUAGAAAACUAGAAUCGUACGUAUGAAUGUUUUUUGCAGAUUUUUUGUCUAGGUGUAAAUGGUCAGAUUUAUUGAUUGGUUUAUUUUAUGAGGGGUCAGAUUGGAGCAGGGAAGCGAAACUCCAGAAGAACUCCAUUUGAGAAAUAUAUUCACUUUCUCGAAUAGUCGGAGUAGCAAAUCACUCGUAUUUAUACAAUUUCAGGCUGUGUUGCGAUUUUUAAAGUUUACAUAAAUGUUUUGAAUAAAAUGAAGAAAAAAAAAUUAAAUGUACCAAUUAAAAGUUUUUUUUCUUAACUGUGAUUUAUGUUGGUUGAAUACAAAUAAAUUUUGAUUGAGAAUAAGAGGGUUCCGAGUUUAUGAUCUCUUAACACACUGUGCUACAAGGUUGCGAAUCUGUACAAGUAUUUUUCAUUUGAUGGGUGUUGUCCGACUAGUUCAUGGUGAUAGGUUGGUCGGGGGAAAUUGUUUGUUUCACCUGCAAGCCCCCAAAUGUGUAUGACGAAUUUAAUGAAAAUAGUGAAACAUAUUUAUUUUCGGAGCCGAGGUGUUCUUCAUUAACAACUCUGCUUCAGAAAUAGACUUGUUUCAAUUAAUUAGUUCCAAGCACUUUAAUAGUUUUUGUAUUAAAAAAUCGUAUCUUAAAGCUUGUGUGUUUAAGAUUUGAUUUUUAAUUGUUUGUUUCUGAUAUUGUUGAAAUAUUGACAAUGUUGGAAAUAGCUACAUUUUAGUUCGUCUAUGAUUUUUGUCUUUGGUUUUGUUUGUUCCCCGCACUCUUUCUUUCUCUGUACCUCCCAACUUUCUAGAUGAAUACACGUCUAUUUCGAAAC
Messenger RNA from Plodia interpunctella (Indianmeal moth), 3533 nucleotides. RefSeq names its product zinc finger protein ZFP2-like. Bases 588 to 2534 code for a protein of 648 amino acids. Gene Ontology annotation, cellular component: nucleus. The record is from RefSeq and is a predicted model, not a curated record. Gene Ontology annotation, molecular function: zinc ion binding; RNA polymerase II cis-regulatory region sequence-specific DNA binding; DNA-binding transcription factor activity. The transcript has 15 exons. Gene Ontology annotation, biological process: regulation of transcription by RNA polymerase II. Lineage: Eukaryota; Metazoa; Arthropoda; Insecta; Lepidoptera; Pyralidae.